GCGAGCGUGGCGUGCCCCAUCAACUGCCACUGCGACUAUGGCAUGUCUGGCAUCUUGUUGGGCAUAUUUGUAAUUCUCGCCGCGGGCGUGUUCACCUUCUUUCCCGUCUUCCUGAAUUGGUUCGCGUGGGAGUGGUACAUCGACCUGUGCUGGCUCUGGUUUUGCCUCGGGGUCGUCAUCCUGACGUUCGCCUGCGUCUACGAGUGCUGCGUCGGCGCUCCCGACGCGAAGGCCCGGAAGCCAGAGGCGGACGUCGAGGACGGCGCCGUGAAUGCGAGCGUGGCGUGCCCCAUCAACUGCCACUGCGACUAUGGCAUGUCUGGCAUCUUGUUGGGCAUAUUUGUAAUUCUCGCCGCGGGCGUGUUCACCUUCCUUCCCGUCUUCCUGAAUUGGUUCGCGUGGGAGUGGUACAUCGACCUGUGCUGGCUCUGGUUUUGCCUCGGGGUCGUCAUCCUGACGUUCGCCUGCGUCUACGAGUGCUGCGUCGGCGCUCCCGACGCGAAGGCCCGGAAGCCAGAGGCGGACGUCGAGGACGGCGCCGUGAAUGCCCUUGCGCUUUACAUUAUGAUCAACAACUAG
Molecule: messenger RNA, 579 nt
Organism: Prorocentrum cordatum
Lineage: Eukaryota; Dinophyceae; Prorocentrales; Prorocentraceae
Source: the annotation of a GenBank genome assembly